Messenger RNA from Achroia grisella, 3862 nucleotides. Its product is annotated as endoplasmic reticulum transmembrane helix translocase. Lineage: Eukaryota; Metazoa; Arthropoda; Insecta; Lepidoptera; Pyralidae. The transcript has 10 exons. The coding region runs from base 161 to 3658 and encodes 1165 amino acids. Gene Ontology annotation, biological process: intracellular calcium ion homeostasis. Gene Ontology annotation, cellular component: endoplasmic reticulum membrane. Gene Ontology annotation, molecular function: P-type ion transporter activity; ATP binding; ATP hydrolysis activity. The record is from RefSeq and is a predicted model, not a curated record.
UCUUUAAUUUCUUUAUACUUGUAUAGAAUAAAUGCUAAUCAAAUUAUAUUAAAUUCAAAAGCAAUUUCUUCUGUGAAAAUGUAUAUUGUUUAAGAACAUUUAGGUUGUAUGACCUACAAAUUGUUGUAUCGUGAUUAGUAUAGCAUAUUUUAAUUGUAUCAUGGUAUCAAAUAAAAUGCAGUCGUCUUUGGACGAUUUAGUUCAAUAUACACAACUUUUUAAGCCGGUAGCUACCAUCUUACAAGGGACUAUACUUCCUUUUUUAUUAAUUUACCCUGCUAUAUUCUAUUCAUGGAUCGUAGUUUACGGUUUCGAGGAUAAUUUCGAAGCUGGUUUCGUCACGGUGGCAAUUGUGGCGGUUGUACAAAUUCUGAUUUGCCUUUGCUGUUAUUGGAGUGUUCACGUUCAAUGUUUCUUAUCCUGUUCGGCGGUAAAAGAUCCAAGCAAGGCUCAAAUAGUGAAAGUUGUUCCAACAUUAAACAAUGGCUUUUCAGAAAUUGUUAAACUUCAUCAUACAGAGUCGACCAAAAAAGGAAACACUAAUCCAGAUCUGUGGUUCAUUUUUCAAAAAAGCAAAUAUAUUUACGAUUGGGAUAAAAAAACUUUUCACACAGUUGAGUUUCCUACUAACAAAUCAUAUGAGGAGUACAUGGAGUCCAAAGGUUAUACAGAUGAUGAAAGUGUAGAAAUUGCUGAGAAGGAGUUUGGGAAGAAUGAAAUGAUCAUGGUAGUACCAGAAUUUAUGGAAUUAUUUAAAGAAAGAGCAACAGCACCGUUUUUUGUAUUCCAAGUAUUUUGUGUUGCUCUAUGGUGCCUUGAUAGAUAUUGGUAUUACUCAAUAUUUACUCUGGUGAUGCUUGUCAUGUUUGAAUGCACUUUAGUCCAGCAGCAGCUUAGAAAUAUGGCUGAGAUUCGUAAAAUGGGUAAUAAGCCCUAUAAUAUUAGUGUAUAUAGGAAUAGAAGAUGGCGUCAGAUAAUGAGUGAUCAGCUUGUACCAGGCGACAUAGUGUCUGUGACGAGAUCUUUAAAUGAAAAUCUAGUUCCUUGCGACAUCGUGCUUUUAAGAGGAUCUUGUAUUGUUGAUGAAUCUAUGUUAACUGGUGAGAGUGUGCCACAAAUGAAGGAAUCCUUAGAAAAUGUAAAAAGUCUGAAACAAAAUCUAGAUCCGGAAGGAGAUGGAAAACUGCAUAUGCUCUUUGGUGGAACAAAAAUUGUCCAACACUCAUCUCCAAGUAAAAUUACAUCUAGUCUAAAGGCCCCUGAUAAUGGGUGUAUAGGUUAUGUUAUCCGUAAUGGAUUUAAUACAUCUCAGGGCAAAUUACUAAGAACAAUUCUAUUUGGUGUUAAAAGAGUAACAGCUAAUAAUAUUGAAACAUUUGGUUUUAUUCUAUUUUUAUUGAUCUUUGCAAUUGCAGCAGCUGCUUAUGUAUGGAUUAAAGGUUGUGAGGACCCAGAGAGAAACAGAUACAAAUUGUUUUUAGAAUGCACUUUAAUUUUGACAUCAGUGGUUCCUCCUGAACUACCUAUAGAAUUAUCGUUAGCAGUGAACACAUCAUUGCUGUCAUUGUCGAAGCUGGCGGUAUUCUGUACAGAACCUUUUCGAAUACCCUUUGCAGGCAAAGUAGAAAUUUGUUGUUUUGAUAAAACCGGAACAUUGACAAGCGAUAAUUUAGUAGUAGAAGGUGUAGCUGGUAUAGGUGAUCAUACAAUUGCUACUGUUAUACCACUAUCUGAUGCUCCAAUAGAAACAAUACAAGUACUUGCAACAUGUCACUCCCUCGUACAACUGGAGGAUGGUGUUGUAGGCGAUCCUUUAGAAAAAGCUACACUAAAGGCAGCUGAAUGGAACUUAACUAAAGGAGAUGCAGUGGUGCCAAAGAGAGGGAAGUCACCUGGUCUGAAAAUUGUACAUAGAAAUCAUUUUUCAAGUGCUCUUAAAAGAAUGUCUGUAAUUGCUGGUUACCAAAUUAAUGAGAGGGGUUUUAUGGAGACACAUUAUAUUAGUAGUGUUAAAGGUGCGCCUGAAACUAUCAAGAGUAUGCUGAAAGAAGUUCCUAGUCAUUAUGACCAUGUUUAUUUGACAUUGUCGAGACGAGGCGCUAGAGUUUUAGCUCUGGGUUAUAGAAAUUUAGGAAAAUUAAGUUCUCAAGAGCUUAGGGAAUUGUCCAGAGAAGAUAUUGAGUCUGAUUUGACAUUUGUUGGAUUCGUAAUUAUAUCGUGUCCUUUAAAGAGUGAUUCUAAAAAGGCAAUAAGUGAAAUAAUUCAUGCGUCUCAUUCCGUUGUUAUGAUAACUGGAGAUAAUCCAUUGACAGCGUGUCAUGUUGCCAAAGAGUUGAAGUUCACCCAAAAAACCGAAGUUUUAAUAUUAACAGAAGACAAUAGGCAAUGGAGUUGGAAGAGUAUAGACGAGGAAAUGAGUCUCCCAGUGGAGCCUUUUAAAACAAGUAAACAGUUAACUUCGAAGUUUGAUCUCUGUAUAACGGGUGAAGGCCUUACAUUCCUUAAUGAGCAUCAUCACAAGUUUUUGAUACAGUUGAUGCCUCAUAUAAAAGUUUUUGCUAGAUUUGCGCCUAAGCAGAAAGAGUUUGUAAUUGUAACAUUGAAGUCACUUGGAUAUGUCACAUUAAUGUGCGGUGACGGUACCAAUGACGUAGGCGCAUUGAAACAUGCAGAUGUAGGCGUGGCCAUAUUGGCAAAUGCUCCAGAGCGUUCCCGCGAGAAACCUAAAGAGGAGCACAUUCCUGAAAUAGAGGCACCCCGCCGUCCUCCAGGACCUCGAGACCCUCGCGCCGAGGCUCGUGCUGAAGCUACUGCUAGAAUUCGCAGAGCUAUGAAGAAACUAGAAGAGGAAGACCAGCCCCAAUUAGUUAGGUUAGGAGACGCUAGUGUUGCGGCGCCGUUCACUAGUCGAUUGUCCAGUAUUCUAUGCAUCUGCCACAUAAUCAAACAAGGUCGUUGCACUCUCGUGACGACGCUGCAAAUGUUUAAGAUUUUGGCUCUAAACGCUCUCAUCCUAGCGUACAGUCAAUCAGUCUUGUAUCUCGAUGGAAUCAAGUUUAGUGAUACGCAAGCCACGCUUCAAAGUUUGCUGCUCGCGUCGUGUUUCUUGUUUAUAUCGAGAUCAAAGCCGCUGAAACAGUUGUCCAAACAGAGACCAUUGCCAAACAUCUUCAACGUGUAUACCAUCAUGACUGUUCUUACUCAGUUUAUGGUUCACUUCCUCUGUCUGGUUUAUUUGGUGCAUGAAGCUACUGCUCGAUCCCCGAACAGAGAUACAAAGCCGAAAUUAGAUAUGGAUCUAGCAGAAGAUGAGGAGCGAGAGUUUGCACCCGACCUAUUAAAUAGUACAGUUUACAUUAUUUCGAUGGCGCUACAAAUAUCUACAUUUGCAAUAAACUAUAGGGGCGAGCCAUUUAUGGAGGGUCUUCGCGACAACAAACCUCUAUUGUACAGCAUCGUGAUAUCUGGAGGCACGGUGCUUGCUCUCGCUGCCGGAUUAUUGCCCGAACUGACUAAUAUGUUCGAAAUUGUUUAUUUUCCACCUGAUUUCCGGGUUAUAUUAGUACAAAUUUUGAUAGCCGAUAUGGUAUUCGCUUACUUGGUGGACCGUCUAUGCCUCUGGCUCUUCGGAGAGGGUGCCCUGCGUAAGCUCACGUAACAAGCAUUCAACGUUCCAAAUUCUUUAUUGUCCUGUUAUAUUAGUAAAAAUCUAUAAUAUAUAUUUAUGUAAAUAUUGCUAAUAUUGUAGUUUUGGUGUGGGUGCCCUUAUGCAUGAGUGGGAUAUUGUGCUGCUCAAAUAUAACGUGCAUUUAUUAGUAUGAAUGUGUUAAUAUUAAAUAUAUUUAUGAAAUAUGAAAUAAAU